Messenger RNA from Myotis brandtii (Brandt's bat), 298 nucleotides. Its product is annotated as unconventional myosin-Ie-like. Gene Ontology annotation, molecular function: cytoskeletal motor activity; protein binding. The transcript has 2 exons. Lineage: Eukaryota; Metazoa; Chordata; Mammalia; Chiroptera; Vespertilionidae. The record is from RefSeq and is a predicted model, not a curated record. The annotation marks the transcript as partial. Gene Ontology annotation, cellular component: myosin complex.
CUAUUUCUUCUAGAGGAAAUGAGAGAGAGAAAGUAUGAUGGGUAUGCUCGAGUGAUACAGAAAUCCUGGAGGAAGUUCGUGGCCCGGAAGAAAUACGUCCAAAUGAGGGAAGAAGCCUCAGACCUCCUGCUGAACAAGAAGGAGAGGAGGAGAAACAGCAUCAACAGGAACUUCAUCGGGGAUUACAUCGGGAUGGAGGAGCACCCAGAGCUCCAGCAGUUCGUGGGCAAGAGAGAGAAGAUCGAUUUCGCAGACACAGUGACCAAGUACGACAGGAGGUUCAAGGUACACACUGGCU